This is a messenger RNA of Racocetra fulgida, 142 nucleotides long. The record is from the annotation of a GenBank genome assembly. NCBI's taxonomy places the organism in Eukaryota, Fungi, Glomeromycota, Glomeromycetes, Diversisporales, Gigasporaceae.
AUGGAAACCUCUACAAACAAGAUUCCAACAAUUUUAAUUGUUGGAGCCGGUAUUAGUGGGCUUUGCCUUUAUCAUUCUAUUCGAAAAAAUCUUGAUAAAAAAUUUAAUGUUAAAAUAUUCGAUCGUGAAGCAAGCCCUCAAG